Fusarium sp. VM40 is the source of this 1878-nucleotide messenger RNA. NCBI's taxonomy places the organism in Eukaryota, Fungi, Ascomycota, Sordariomycetes, Hypocreales, Nectriaceae. The record is from the annotation of a GenBank genome assembly.
AUGGAAUCUAGCGCCACCGCCUGGGAGUUAGAUAGUGAUGAGAUCGCAUCAAUCGCCUCUGAAGAUCUCCACGAACACAGACCAAAUCGUUGGACAGGGCCUAAGUCAACAUGGCGCACCCUGACAGAGGAGGAUCGAUUAGUCUGGCAGUCGAUGAAACAGAUCCAGGAUCAGGACCUGGCGGUACAUUUAUAUAAUUCUUUUGCGCUGAAGCGACGAAGUCAAAAUGCGGCGACGGCACAAGAUUUGGUUGUCACAACUGAAUCUGGCCAACAGGGUAUAUGGGCACCACCAAGAUCAUGGACUGCAUGGCCAUUAAAGCAUAAACAUGUGCCAAAAGAGCGGUUCACUAACGAACAGCACGACGAAGAUGAUCGCUUUACAUUCCGCAGGAAAGAGGAACUACUUCCCAGCACUGAACUGGAGGAGGAGGUCUCUGCCACUAUCCUGAGAACCGCCAAACGUCGCUUCCGAAGAAGAAAGAGUAAGAUGGCCAAGCCUUCAAUUGAAGAUUCUACACCUCUCCCCAGUGACAGCGGCAACACCACGCCUGAUGUCUUGUCGCGAGAGUCGUCUGCUAAGCCCGAGACGGAAGAAGAGAGCGAAAAAAUGGCUGUCGACGGAGGAGAGGAUAAGAUAAGAAUCCGACAAAAACCCAAGACGUAUGAGCCGAUGGAGUCUACCAACGAUGAGGCAUCUUAUGCGCUCUUGCGGCCAUCAACCCGACACAUUCUUUCACAACUCGACGAUACUUUGACAAUACUUCGAAACUCACGUAUAGCUGGUGUGAACUAUCUUUCCGACUCCUCAGCCGAAGACGAAUCAGACAACCAGAGUCAGAGUGGCCAAAAGAGAUCACGCGGCCGCCCACGAAAGAUCCUACAUGAAGUGGGUGCAUCCGGAUCAGCUUCUCCAGCUCCAGAUGGCAAAGCCGGCAGACGAGGUCGCCCUCGAAAGGUCCACGUCCCUCUUGAAGGAGAGUCACAGGAAGAGAUGCAGCAGCGCAUUGCUCGUGAAUCUCAUAGAAAGAUUCCUACGACAGAAGGAGACCGAGACGCCGCCUUCGAAGAGUGGAUUCGCAAGGGAGACGAAGUUAUCGAGCGAGAGCGAUCGCAGUCCCUGCAUCGUGCAACAUCCGAAGGUACAGAAACAUCCGAAGGAUCAGUAUCUGGGACAAAUGUGAACCGCAAACUAGCCCGACAGGGUCUUCGUGACUGGAGCGACGUACUCGGCGCAGCCGCUAUAGCAGGUUUCUCAAGCGAUGCCAUUGCGAGAGCUACACGACGAUGCACCGACUUGUUCGGCGAGGGAAUGGUAAUCAGGACAUUGAAUGAAGUACCUACCACAAACAAUAAAGGCACGACUUCUGUCGAAUACCGCCCAGCGACUAUCGAGCUUCCCUACUCCGAUUCCGAGGCCGACGAUGAAAGUGAUGAUGCCGCAGACCUUGCACAGCGCCGCGUUGUAUCUCGUCAAGUCUCUCUUGCCCAUUCGAGCCGCAGUCCAGACUCCAUCCAAAGCAGUCCCCGGCGCUUAACACGCUCACCAUCCGCCGGCAGAUCCCCGAGAUCCCGCUCCAACUCCGCAGGAGGUCUAAUAUUCUGUCCAAUACCUUCCUGUGACCGUGCGGCGCAAGGCUUUACACGUAAGGCGAACUUGCGAAGACAUCUUGAGAUUAUUCAUCAGGGACAGACGGAGGAACUAGAUAGUGACGAGGAGGUGGUGGGUGGUGUGCAUGUUGACGGCUUUUUGAAGCCGAUCGUGCCGGGGAGGGGAUGGAGAGGUGAGGACACUAUACAGAGGAAGAGGAAGAGGUUUUACGGAGAGAAGCCGGGGAUAAGUCGAGAAGCAAGCUAUGGAGAGGAGGACUCGUCGUAG